CUUGUUUCUUGGCGUUAAAGAAAAAUCAGCAGCAUCUCUAUCACCGACAGACCUCAGCGAUAAGGGAGUUUUACAAGAUAUGGUCCAGUGCUGAUGGCUCAGUCUGAGCUGUUCGUGACGAGAGCUUCCCCUGUGGAGGCGAGGCCCGUGGAGCUGGAUGUUCUGGGGUUCCUUCAACGUUUUGGGGAUGAAAACAGCACAGCUGAGAGAUGCUACCGCUCGCACUCCCACAGCAGCGUCCUCCAGGGUCUGCCAUUUGGUGGGGUUCCCACGGUCCUCGCCAUCAAUGUCGUAAUCUGGAUGUUUUUACUGCUCAUCUUCUCAUGUCUGAGGAAAGCUGCUUGGGACUACGGCCGCCUGGCUCUGCUGAUGGAGAAUGACAGUCUCACAUCCCUGUUUUAUGGAGAACCAAGUGAGAAAGAGAAGUCGCCUUCAGAAUCCAGUCCCUCUGACUCUGAGACCAAGGACAUGGGCUUCUGCUCAUGGCUGUCAUCUCUUUACCGUAUGAAGGAUGAGGAGAUCCGAAGUAAAUGUGGCACUGAUGCCGUGACUUAUUUGUCCUUCCAGCGCCACAUCAUCCUGCUCAUGACAGUGGUUACCCUGCUGUCCUUGGCUGUAAUCCUGCCGGUCAACAUUUCCGGGAACCUCCUGGGAGACAGUCCUGAAAACUUUGGAAGAACAACCCUGGCGAAUGUUAGUGCAGUGGACAGCUUUCUGUGGCUGCACAGCGUCUUGGCUCUGGUUUACUUCAUUAUCACGUUGCUGUGUAUGGCUCACCAUUCGCUACAGCUGGAAUACAGAGAAGAUGAGAAGGUGGCUCGGACACUGAUGAUUACCUCCAUACCCAAGGAGAUCUCUGACCCAGGACUCAUCACCAAACAUUUCCAUGAGGCCUACCCAAGCUGCACUGUCACCGACAUCCGGUUCUGCUUUGACGUCCACAAGCUAAUGAGGCUGGACUUGGAGAGGCGCAAGGCAAUGAAAGGCAGGCUGUAUUUUGCCACCAAGGCCCAGAAGGAGGGAAAAAUCAUGAUCAAGACUCAUCCGUGUGCUCAGAUCUUCUGCUGUGACAUAUGCGGCUUUGAAAAGGUGGAUGCAGAGCAAUACUACAGUGAAUUAGAAGAGAAGCGGACAGAUGAAUUUAAUGCUGAGAAGAACCGCAUCUCCAUGAAGAGGUUGGGCAUCGCCUUUGUGACCUUUCGUGAUGAGCGGAUGACUGCUGUCAUUGUGAAGGACUACGGUCGCGUGAACUGUCGUCGCAGGCCCCAGCAGUCCAGCAUCAGCACCGUGGUGCAGUCGCACAAAUGGGACGUCAGCUACGCACCUGCUCCGAGUGAUAUUAUAUGGGAAAACCUGUCAGUGUGUGGAUCUCGGUGGUGGCUCCGCUGCGUCCUCCUCAACAUCCUCCUCUUCCUGCUGCUCUUCUUCUUCACCACUCCUGCCAUCAUCGUCAACACCAUGGACAAGUUCAACGUCACAAGCCCCAUGGAGAGUCUGAGGAGCCCAGUCGUUACCGAGUUCUUCCCGACCCUUCUGCUGUGGGCGUUUUCAGUGCUCCUGCCCUUUAUCGUCUACUACUCCGCCUUCUUUGAGUCUCACUGGACCAGAUCUGGUGAGAAUCAAGUGACGAUGCACAAGUGUUUUUUCUUGCUGGUCUUCAUGGUCAUCAUCCUGCCUUCACUUGGUCUGUCCAGCCUUGACCUCUUGUUCACCUGGCUCUUUGAUGUCAACUUCCUGGAAGAGAAGGAUUUAAAAUUUCAGUGUGUGUUUCUUCCCGACAACGGCGCAUUUUUUGUAAACUACGUAAUUACAUCCAGUUUGAUUGGCACGGCUAUGGAACUGCUACGUAUCCCUGCACUGACGGUGUACACACUGCGCCUCUGCUUUGCAAAAUCCCAAGCUGAGCGGAUUCAUGUCAAACGGAGUCAAGCUUAUGAGUUCCAGUUUGGCCUUGAGUACGCCUGGACCAUGUGUAUCUUUGCUGUCAGUAUGACCUACAGCAUCACGUGUCCCAUCAUUACACCCUUUGGUCUGCUCUAUGCGAUCCUGAAGCACAUGGUCGAUCGCUACAACAUCUACUAUGCUUAUGUUCCCACCAAACUCAACCAGCGAAUCCACAGAGCAGCCAUUAGCCAGGUCAUCGUAGCUCCCAUUCUCUGCAUGUUCUGGUUGCUCUUCUUCUCCGUGCUCCGAUUAGGUCCAAUGCAUCCGAUCACCCUCUUCACUUUAGUGUCCCACAUCUUCUGCAUUGUCUGUUACCUCUUCCGCUUGUGCCUUAGGAAGCAACCAGACAAGUCAACAAGCUACCAGAUGUCUGAUCAGCCAGACGGGACGCUCACUGAUGCAGACAGGAGUACCGUAACAUCCACCACCGCCUCCAGUCUUUUUGUGGCAUCUGUGUUGCUGGAGCCAGAGCUGGCUUUGACUCCGAUGCCCUCCCCAGCCCACCACAGCUAUGGCGCCCUGGCCAGUUCUCAGAGUUCAAACCGUGGGCCAGCGGAGGAAGAAGAAGGAGAGGGGGAACACACCCAGACCCGUGAGACUGAGCUCCAAGACCCACCAGACCUCUAUUGCUCCACCACGCUCAUGGACAGCUCCAUGGGCUACCAGUAACACCAAAUCUCCGCCCAAAACUGACUUCUACGUGUCCUUCAGCUGAAGAACACAGAUUACUAAAUGCCGCAAUGCUGCGUUUUCACCACUGACCUCAGACUCCAACUACGCUGCUGCCUCGGACUCUGAGACUAGACUGUGCUUGCUAGAAAGGCUGAAGAGCCUGAAGAGUAACGGAGCCUGAGAAUACAGGAGCUAAAUGCUCAUAAACAUCACCGUUGCAGAAGAAAGCCAUUUGCCUAAACAAUCUGCCAAACCCAUCAGACACAGCUCAACAGAACAUAACAUCAAGCUAAAUGUACAGAUUCUUUUAGCUAAAUGAUCAGAUGCUGAUACGGACUCUGUCUUCUUCUAUGGCUUAUUUGCAAAUUAAAAAGGUUACAAGUAAUGCAGACUGGAAUAGAAAUGCAUUAGGGUUUCAGUCAGUGACACUCUAUUCAUGCUGUGCCGCUUGGAAAUGAGUGGAGGCGAAAGCUCCCAUCAGAGUGGGUGGUGUGAGCAGGCUUGCCCCGACAGACUGACAGAGGGGUUUGGGCAUAGGUGAUAUCUGGUUCCUCUGUAGCGGAGCUCGGCAAGGCUGAGGGUGAGGGCAGCUAGUUGUGAAGCCAUCUGCAGUGAGAGAGCAGACAGACGGACGGAGGGCCAAAUGUAACUCAGAGAUGUACUGUAAUAUAUGUACGCUCUAAACGGAGGCGCAAGCAGCUUGACUCAACCUGAAGCUUGUUGUAACUAUUAUCAAUAUAAGGUUGAUAUUUUUGCUACAGUAUUUUUGGUGUCAUUGAUAUUGUGCUUUGGGUUGGGGGCGGGAGGAUGUACAAUGAUUUGCAGAGAUGUCUCAUCUUAAUCAAAACCUUACCUAAUUAUGUUUCGACUGUACAUAUGGUCAAAGUGGAAUAGCUUGAGCUUUUUGGAAAUCUGCUUAUCUCUUUUCUUGCCCACGGCUUGGUAAGAAAAUAAAGCAUGUAGCCUGUUAGCUUAGCUUAGCACAGGUUGGAGCUAAUGACCACUGAUUGUGCACUAAUUUUCUGUUAGGCAUAUCGAGAUACUCUGAGGGCAUUAUAUAGGGUAUAGACUGGAAAGUACUUUUAAACAUCAAACUCACUUUAUUGUUAGCAUUGUUAAGUCUUUGUGUAACAUUACUGAAACUUGGGGACUUGAAACAUGGAGAAAGGGCUAGCCUACAGGCAGAACCAGUAACUUUGUGGGGUGUUGAUGCCAAGAAUCUUGUCUUCACUUGUAGACACACACAGGCACCCUGGUAAGUAGUUAUUUCUAUAAUACUUUUUUUCAAGUCCACCUAAAGAAUGCAUGUGCAGUAGGUGCACUGUAGAGUAGCGUCUGGAUUAGUCUACACAGAAAAUUGGCAGGUACUUGGUUUUCCUUACAAAACCUAUAGUUUACCUUCUGAUGAUUAAAUUUAGAUCUCUUGGCCCCAAGGAGACAUUUGUAUACACUGGUUGGGUACAGAGUCAUGGCAAAAACAAACUAAAUGUCUUUCAGUUCUGAGGUUUUAUUUAUCAGGACAUAAUAAAAAAGUUAUGUCUUUACAAGGUAACAAAAUUGGAUAAAUACAACCUAGGAUGAACAACACAAGACAUAUUACAACAAGUCAUUAUUUAUUUAACAAAAUCUAAGCCAAAAUGCAGAAGCAGUCCUCUGGAAAACUAAAUCCAUGUCAUGAAACUAAGGUAAGCACAUUUAGCAGCAAUAUCUUGAAGUCAUCCUUUUCCAUGCGAUGGCAUCAGUCUCUCAUAUUAUUCUGGAGAAAUAAUAGCUCACUCUUCUUUACAGAGUUGUUUCAGUUUAUUGAGGUAUUAAUUUAUGCACAGCAUUUCAUUCAGGUUGAGGUCUGGUCUUUGACUGGGCCAACACUGAUUCCUUUCUUUUUCAGCCAUUCUGUUGUAGAUUUGUUGCUUUGUAUUGGAUCAUUGGCCUAUUGCGCAAACCAUUUUUGGUUGCGCUUUAGCUGUCGACCAGAUGGCCUCAUAUGUGACUCUAACAUACCCAGAUCCCUUUAGCUGCAAAGCAAACCCUAAUCCUCAUCCCUCCAUUACGAUUAGUUGAGGUGGUUGGUUUUCACUGUGGAUUGAGGCCAGACAUCUCCACUUUAGUCUCAUCUGUUCAAAGGACAUCGUUCCAGGGGUCUCGCAGUUUGUUCAGAAGCAAUGUGGCAAAUCUAAGCUGUGCUGCCAUGUUCUUGUUAGAAACAAGAGACUUUCUCCUGGCAACACUUCCAAAGAAGCUCUACUUGGUCACUCUGAGAUGUAGCUCUUGCGUUUUUUACAGUGUCUCUGAUUGACCUUGGGUUGAAUUUGCUGUGAUGUCCAUUUCUGGGAAGAUUGGCAACUGUCUUAAAUGUUUUCCACUUCUCACUGUAGAAUAAUGGACUUUAAAUUGCUUGGAAAUGAACUUCUAACGUUUCCAAGAUUGACAGGCAGCAAUAGUUCUUUCUCUAAAGUCAUUGCUAAUGUCUUUCCUCCUUGGCAUUGCAUUAGCACACAUCUGAAUGCUCCAGACCAGCAAACUGUCAAAAUUUCUGCUUUUACCGAGUUGGUCAGACUUACUGACAAUCAGUCAAUCAAGUGCAUUUGAUUAGCAAGACCUGGCUGCUACUUUCUCUUUUAAUUCCUAAGGAAACAGUAAGUGUGUACUUUCUUACACUGCUUCUGCAUUUUGGCUUUGCUGUUGUUAAUCAGUAACGAUUGAGUGUAAUAUGACAUGUGUUGUAGAUCAUCUAAGGUUGUAUUUACCUCAUUUUUACCAUGACCGUAUAACAUUGUGCAUAGCUAGCAGUCUGUUAGUUUAGCCCAUAACAAAAUUGGUUUUAAACCAGAGACUUUGCUUUGUGGUGUGUUGCUGCUAAGUUAAGCUAACUUGCUAUGGUACUAAUAUAUACAUCAAAGUGCAGGCAAGAAAGUGUUUUGUAAAAUGUGAAGCUGUUCCUUUAAGUUGUGAAGACAUGGAGUAUAAUAGAAGCACAUCCUAAAAUUACAUCAUUUUCCAAAUAUGCCAUGGAGUCUAUUUUCUGUCACUGCAGGAGAGCAACAUGGAAAUCUCCAGAAGAAGUUAUUCGGUUUUGCUAAUUGUUUGAGAUAUAACUACACUCUGUGUUACAACUAAAGCCAUUAUAUUUGCAUUUAUUUAGUUGUGAAAAUUAAAAACAAAAUGAGCAGAAAAAAAGUAUUGUUACCAAAAAAAAUCAAAAGCUUUUAUAAAAUUUUCCAGUUUUUUUGGGGGGGGUGUUGGUCAAAUAGUUCAUUGCUAAAAUUAGGUUUUGUUAUGUUGCAAAGACAAACAGUAAAAUAAAGCACUAUCAUGCUGUUUUCAGUUGACAUAUGCUAUGUAACACGUCACUGCAUGUUAAUUAUAUAUCGUCUAAAUGAGGUAUGCAUUUCAUAUGUGCUAAACUUCAUGUUUUUGUGUCAAUCUGUUGGUUUUUUUAUUUUUGUUUUUCUUUUAAAUCCUCUUUACAGCAGGUAAAAGAUUUUCUCAUGUGACUGAAUGUUAAUUUCUUACUCAUGUCUUUUGCUGUGCCUUGGGGGAAAAAAAAAAAAAACGCCCUUAUUGUGUGACAAUCCAGCAUGGCCUGAAAUAUGCUGCAUGGACUAAACAACCAAGAGAUAAAAAUCGUAACAAACCCAAAACUCAAUUUUUUUAACAGCCAAUGCGUCCUUCAUUCAGAAUAAAACAAACAUACAAUGUGAGCUUAUUAUACUAAGAUAUUAACAGUCAAUCUGCACACGAGGUCCUCUACCUUUAUCUUUAUCUAGAGCUUUUGAAUAUAUCACAUAUUAACUGGCUCAGCUGUCAUCCAUUCAUUCAAAGCUUACAUCAUCCUGCGUACUCGUAGGACAGGAAGUCCUAAAGACGAACAGAUCACUGACCACUGCACAAACCUCAUCUGUUCUUGAAGACCAAGUGAUGGGAUCAAAAGCUGUAGAAUAAGAAAGCAAGUGAAUGUCAUAAAAAUGGUUGAUUGCGAGGUUAAGAAUGAGCGUGUGGCUUGUAGUUGUAUCAAUAUUUUGUAUUGUGUACUUGUUUGUGCCUUGUCACUGAUUUCAAUCAAGACCUUUUUAUUCCUCGGUUACUUUAUUUUUGGAUCAUACAGUAUGUAUGACGGGGUUCUCUAAAUGUUUAUUUGUCUUUGAUUAACAGUGACUGCUAUGGGUUAGGUAGCUCCUUGUUGUUAAGUAGAGUAAGUUAUAAUCGGUUUUCUGUUCUGUCUGAGAGAAUGUAUCAUGAUAUACUUAUAGUCAUGCUUUAUAUAACAUUAAUGGCACGUUUUUUCAUAAAAUGAAAUGUAUUUUGCUCAUUUUACAGGGAAUCUAAUUGUAGUAGCUUAUGCUGUAUAAAGUAGAUGAAAGCUAGCAGCAGAGCGCAGAUGAAGUGGCCACUGCAGAGGAUCAUGAAGUUUAAAAAAACACAACAUCAAAGAGCAUCUCAAAAUUUCUGUCUCCAAACUGCAAACAUGUCCCAUGGCUUUCUCUUCCAGAAGCUUGUUUCACAGAUCAUUAAAUGCGCUUUCCUUUGAAAAAUACAAAGUAAAAACUAAUAGGGUAUUCUUAGCUCUAAUGGCCAUGCAAGGAGGGAUUGUCCGUUCCCAUGCUUUACUAGUUUUAUUGCAUCCGGACAUGUCUGUUCAUAUGCAGUCAGCUUGGCCAACCGAGGUCUAUUGGGUUUCCAGACGUGCCCGAUGCUUUUUGCUCUUCGUUUAUAAAAUAUGUGUAUCAUAAGUACAUUAUUUCAGAUUUUAUUCUGCUGUAAAAGUGGGCUGUUAUUAUCUCCAAGAAGUCUGAGGUUUAGGGGCAGACUGUGUUUAAGAUUGAUCUCUGUCAGGCUAAUGAGUUUUCAUCUGUUAUAAGUGAAGUGCUGUGAUCUGAGAUUAAAAUUAAUUCAGCUCAA
This is a messenger RNA of Oreochromis aureus, 7515 nucleotides long. It is a transcript of the gene tmem63c, whose product is annotated as transmembrane protein 63C. NCBI's taxonomy places the organism in Eukaryota, Metazoa, Chordata, Actinopteri, Cichliformes, Cichlidae. The transcript is spliced from 23 exons. The record is from RefSeq and is a predicted model, not a curated record. Gene Ontology annotation, cellular component: plasma membrane. The coding region runs from base 94 to 2613 and encodes 839 amino acids. Gene Ontology annotation, molecular function: calcium-activated cation channel activity.